Hyaloscypha bicolor E is the source of this 1882-nucleotide messenger RNA. RefSeq names its product glycosyltransferase family 31 protein. The record is from RefSeq and is a predicted model, not a curated record. The coding region runs from base 1 to 1587 and encodes 528 amino acids. NCBI's taxonomy places the organism in Eukaryota, Fungi, Ascomycota, Leotiomycetes, Helotiales, Hyaloscyphaceae. The transcript has a single exon. Gene Ontology annotation, molecular function: acetylglucosaminyltransferase activity. Gene Ontology annotation, cellular component: membrane.
AUGGGUUCUACAGCUGCAAGCGGGACGAUGCUCAACCCACGAAGCUCUUUCUCGCGAGUUGCCUUGCUCACACUCGUUUGUCUCGUUCUUUUCUUCUACACUUUUCGUUCCACGACCACUAAAAACCGAAUUGAACCGUUCGAAACGGAAACGGAAGUAAUCUAUGUGCAGAAUAGCAACCAAAGCCGUCCUCUGGAUUGCACGCUAAACGCAACCCACCUCCAGUUAUUACAGUGGCGUUACGGCCUUGGGGAGAACGUCGACUACGGACGACGGUACAUACGAUUUCAUCGCGACAACAUCGCACGAGCGUCAAUGACCAAAAUUGAUAAUGACCUAUUUCCGAAGGGUUUCGAUACGAUUAAGGUCAACAACCCCCCUAUGAGCACUGCUUGUCCAAAGCCGCUGGACGUUCCGGUUGCAAGAUCGCCAUAUCCCAGCACUGUGGAUGCUUCUAAUCUUCUCUUCGGCAUAUCCACCACCUUCCAAAGGCUCAGUAACCCAAAGACGGGUCCCAUCACCGAAUGGUCACACUGGUUGACGAAUGGAAAUGGAAAGUCCAAUGGAGCUGGUUUGGUCUUAUGUCUGGUGGAUGCAACAAAUGCUGAAAUCGAAGCAACAAGACAAAUGAUGAAGGAGAUGGGCAUGGACGUUAAAGUGUUCCCCUCUGACAGCUCGAUCGAAAUGGCGAAGCGGUAUCUGUCGCUCCUCCCAGCACUCUACCAGGAGUCAGAGCACAAGAAACGGAAAUACCUCGUCAUGUGCGACGACGAUACCUUCUUCCCCUCCAUGCACCGCCUCCUCAACCUUCUCACUACUUACAACCACACCACUGAUCUCUACAUGGGUACAUUCUCCGAGGAUAUCAACAACAUCGAACGCCACGGGUCCCAAGCCUUCGGCGGUGCAGGCGUCUUCUUCUCCGUUCCGCUUGCCAAGAAAAUAUCCUCCUUCUUCUCGCAGUGCAGCACACGCCAGAAAAUCCAAGAAUCAGACACAGGCUGGGGACCCCAAGGCGACAUCCUGCUCCGAAAAUGCAUCUACGAAAACACCGAGGUCCGCCUCACACUGCUGCGUGAUCUCCACCAACUCGACAUUGUGGGCGACCCGGCUGGAUUCUACGAAUCUGGCAUUGCGCCGCUUUCCCUCCAUCACUUCAAAGGUGGCAUGUGGCAUGAAGCACAUCCGUAUGAAGGUGCGCAAAUCAUGCAUGCUUGCGGCGAAGACUGUUUCCUGCAGCGAUUUCAAACGAGGGAUAAUUACAUCAUCUCAAACGGUUUCUCUGUCGCUCACUACCCGAAAGGAAUUGACUUCAGUGUUCAUCAGAUGGAGCGGACAUUUGGUGCAGCGCCUGACGAUUAUGGUUGGAAUAUGGACUUUAUGUUAGGGCCGGGAAGGAAGAGUUUGAUUCAGACUGGGAGGAAGGCGAGCUGGGAGUUAAAGGAGAGUAGAGUCGAGGAGGAUGGGAGCGUCAGACAGACUUAUAUUCGGAAGGGCGAUGAUUGGCGGUGGAGCUUUGAGCAGGGUGGGAAGGGGUGGAGGAUGUAUGAUAAGGAUGGGGUUGUGGAGUUAAUUUGGAUUUCGUGAGCAUUGCGUCAACCGCAGCAUCUCUUUUGUUGGUCUCAGAUGGAAAAGGGCCAAGGAUAUGGGUUUGGGUAUCCUUUUUGGGCAAAGGUAUUGGGGACUGACCAAUAGCAGUGCAUACAUACUGGCAUGAGGGACGGGCGUUGGAUCGCAUGGCAUUGGAUUGUCUCUUUGGACAUGUAAACGACAUGGAACCUUCUUGUAUAUAAAUAUCUUGGUUCAGGUUUUGAGAGCAAGAUGGAGAGCAGAUGAGCUUCAAGGGCAUUGCAUAGCCUAGAAAUGGGUAUAUUGUAUAAGC